AUGUCUUGGCCUGAGCCCAUGAACCAUUGGAUCCCACCACCCUAUCGUGCCUCUAAACAUGGCUCUGAGCCCAACAACUGGGACUCUCUCCCUCAAGAACUCACCAACCUGACUAGCCUUCUGUACUGGCCUUCAACUGGUGGCAAGAAAGAUGACUUUUUGGCUUCUACUAGCCCCAAAACAUCAACUUACCAUUUGAAGGGUCCUGCCCAGACCAACUAUACUCUGGGAAGUAAUCUAGAGGCCAUUCUUGUGGCUAGGGACCACCAGGGUAGGCCCAAGACUCAUGGUGGAGAUCUGUUUCGGGCACAGCUUCUGGGCCGGGAGUUGAAAGCAGGAGUCCCAGGGGAGGUGAAGGAUCUGGAGAAUGGCACAUACCUCUUGUCCUUCCCCCUGCUCUGGACUGGACCGGCCCAGGUGCAAGUGAGGCUGAUCCACUCCAGUGAGGCAGUCAGGGUCCUACAGAGCGUCUGGAAAGGAAAAUGGGCCACCGUUGGCUUUAGGGGGUAUUUUCGAGGCAGGAAUGGCUCUCAAGAGACUGUGAUCUGCAACAUGGACCCCCAGUCAACUGGAGCCCAAGGGCCCACCUGCCAGUACAGGGAUGUGGUCUCUGGGGAGCUCUGGUUCUGUGCUCAACCCUCUACUCUGCCCUGCGAUGCUUUAGUCAGUCACUCCAGUGGAAGUUACCUGAAGGUGACCACACGGCAUGAUCAAGAACUGAUGGCUGGCUUGCCCCCUCGGCCCCCAUGCCGCCCUGGCCACCUGUCUCCAAAACCCUCUGGCUUCUACUACCAAGACAGAUGGCACUCAACAUUCUGUUUUAGCCGCUCUUUCCCCACUAUAGACAGCAUCCUGAACUGCCUGGCUGGCCGCAUUGUCUACAUGAUGGGGGAUUCCACCCUUCGGCAGUGGUGGGAGUAUCUGCGAGACACAGUGCCCUGUGAGUGA
Molecule: messenger RNA, 948 nt
Organism: Arvicola amphibius (Eurasian water vole)
Lineage: Eukaryota; Metazoa; Chordata; Mammalia; Rodentia; Cricetidae
Product: NXPE family member 3-like
Source: RefSeq, a predicted model, not a curated record